AUGUUCCUCUUCAUGGCGAUGAUUUUCUCGGAACUGUGCAUGCCAACCGAGGCAGCAGAACAUCCAGGUUCUCAAAGUCGAGCGGUAAAAGGCCAUUUUGUGGACGGAAGGAUAAUGUUCGACCACAAAGCCGCACCUCAGCCAGCUUUGCACCGUCGAGACGACUCAGCCAGCACAGAUACUGCAUCAACGACUACAGCCGCCGAGGUCGCUGUGACUUCCUCGAGUUCGGAUUCUUCAACUACGCCCACAUCACUCCCGAGGGCCUUUGACGGAGGGUUCGGUACCAACUUCACCCAACCCAGCUGUCCCACCUUCCUCCGCUCCAUGGUCAGCAACGACACCUUCAUCUCCUGCGUACCGUUCAGCCUCCUCCUCCAAAACUCCAUGUCCUUCUUCGACGCCACCCGAACCCCCUCCACCAUCACCGCCGUCCUCGACGCCUCCUGCUCCGUCUUCUUCCCCGCCUGCUCGGCCCUCAUGUCCUCCCUCGCCGUCACCCUGCGCUCCUCCAGCGCGUGCCAGGCCGACUACGGCAGCGAGAACCCGCAGGUGCGCCAGGCCUACGCCGGCCUCCUCGCCUACGACGUCUCCUACGCCGCCUCCUGCCUGAAGGACCCCCCGGCGGCGGCGGACAACCACAACCCCAACAACAACAGCGCCUACUGCUUCGCCAACGCCGUCACCAACGCCUCCUCCCCGACGGACAGCUACGUCUACUACGUGCCCCUGGGCAUCGGCCUGCCCUCGGGCAGCCUGCCGACCUGCGACGCCUGCCUCGCCGCCACCAUGGCCGUCUACGCCGCCGCCGCCCCGAACCGGACCCAGCCGCUCAACCUCGACUACGUCGCCUCCGCCACCCUGAUCAACGAGAUGUGCGGGCCCGCCUUCGUCAACGCGAGCGUCCCGGCCGCCGCCGGCGGAGCCGCCGGCGGCGGCGGCGGCGGGGGGAGCAAGUCCGCCGCGUCGCGGGCCGGGGCGGCGUGGGGGGCUUGGGUGGGCGCGCUGGUCGGUGCGGCGGCCGUGGUCGCGGCGUCGUGA
Molecule: messenger RNA, 1041 nt
Organism: Letharia columbiana
Lineage: Eukaryota; Fungi; Ascomycota; Lecanoromycetes; Lecanorales; Parmeliaceae
Exons: 2
Coding region: 1-1041 (346 amino acids)
Source: RefSeq, a predicted model, not a curated record